This is a messenger RNA of Anopheles funestus (African malaria mosquito), 889 nucleotides long. RefSeq lists its product as uncharacterized. The record is from RefSeq and is a predicted model, not a curated record. Bases 197 to 655 code for a protein of 152 amino acids. The transcript has 2 exons. NCBI's taxonomy places the organism in Eukaryota, Metazoa, Arthropoda, Insecta, Diptera, Culicidae.
GAGUAUUGGACUAUAGGAGGUAAACUCUAGUAACAUUAAGCCGACUGCUUGAGAGCGGGUUGUAAACGACGGACUUGGGGGAAUGUAGGAUUAGCGGCAGUUGGAUGCCAACAGUCGCCACGAGAGGAUACAUUACCGUGAUAUACGAAUACAAAUAAAGAGAACUCUACAAUUGGCGCAGCCGGUAGGAUCGACGAUGGACAAUAAGCAGAACUUUCCGUUGGAACCGUUCAACGACGCUGUUGACACAUCAGGACUACGUAGAGAAUGGGAGGAAUGGCACCGGGCAUGCGAGAUCGUAAUAGAGUUGAAGCGGUUGGAAUCACAGCACGAGAAGCUUCUUUUCAUGCUUGCAAAGGGCGGUAGAGGCUUACAACGGAUUUACCACCAUCUUGCGCCGGUAACGGGGGAAAUACACCCGGAGCCUCCUAAAGUACCAAUGGCUCCCCAAGAGACUCCUGAGUACGACAACGCCGUCAAACGCCUCAACGCAUUCUUUGUAGGGAAGCGAAAUGAGCGGGUGGAGUUGGAGAUUUUCCGAUCGCUAUCCCAAAAACACGGGGAAACCUUCAAUCGUUAUAUGUUGAGAUUACGUACGCAGGCUGCUUGUUGCGACUUUAAGAUCGUGAAGAAAAAGAAAUCUUACAUCAAAUAACGGUAGGGGCAAGCGAUGAAAGGGUACGCGACAAAGGUAUCGAAGGCACAAUGGACCUUGACAGUCUGAUCAACUAUGCCAUGAAUCGAGAGGUGAUACUAAAGCAAAAAGAGAAAGCACACCCAAUGCGACAAGAAGAUGCAGUAGUGGCAUGGAUCAAUCGGAACACGAACAAGAAGACGACAUCACAAAGAAAUUAUUCCUCGCAAAAGGUUAACCGUACAUCUCAAGAAU